AUGUCCGAGAACGUGAACAGGAAAGCUUGCGACCGCUGCCACUCUCAGAAGCUCAGCUGCAAGCGAGUCGGCGACGGGGUCUGUGAUCGAUGCUUGAGGCUCAACGCCGAGUGCAAGUCGAGCCCAUCGCUCCGGUACAAGAGGCAGCUUCAGCAACAGGACCAGAUGCAAGAACAAAAGCCACAGCAACAAUCCCAGCAACCUGAGCAGUCGCAACUUUCAUACCACUGUCACCAAGACCAACAGCAGCAGCGGCAGCCACGACCGAAUUACCAGCAGGGGCAAAUUGCCACAUGCCAGAGGGCCCUCAAUUUUGAGACCCAGCCUCAUACUGAGGCGCAGGAUAGCGCAGAGGGCCGCUCCCCAAAGCGGAGGCGGACGGGAAGUGAGGUUCAUCCUGUCCAACGUGACGCAGGUAUGUGUUCCCUCACCAAAGCAGCAGCUGUUCCCUGA
Molecule: messenger RNA, 453 nt
Organism: Cordyceps fumosorosea ARSEF 2679
Lineage: Eukaryota; Fungi; Ascomycota; Sordariomycetes; Hypocreales; Cordycipitaceae
Product: Fungal transcriptional regulatory protein
Exons: 1
Coding region: 1-453 (150 amino acids)
Biological process (GO): regulation of DNA-templated transcription
Molecular function (GO): zinc ion binding; DNA-binding transcription factor activity, RNA polymerase II-specific
Source: RefSeq, a predicted model, not a curated record